AUGCCUGCUAGCAUAGAUGAUACCACAAAUAACGAAACUGAUGGCGCUGUUCAUUCCAGCAUCAGUCCUAAUCAUGGAAAUCAUAAUCAGCCCAAAAUAUAUCGAUUAUCUUUACUAGAAUGUGCAACGUGGAUAUUUUCCAUACUGAUGUAUAUUGCAGAUUACGUAACUGACUUUGUCGUUGGAUUUUCCUACAUCAUUGAUGGUCACCCAUUGUGGGGAACCAUGAUAAUAUUAUUAUCUGUCACUUCGGGCAUAGUCGUACAAGGAUUCUCUCUUUACUGGUCUUUUGGUUGCUGCUGGCGCCAGUCUGUGUCUGACAAUUCGGAUGAGACUAAUAAUUCGGGCCAAUAUGAUACCAACGAUAGCCAAGUCGACCGGGAUGUUGCUCCUGUACCUGAUUACCAUGAACCAAUACCUGAUCAACAUGGACCAUGUUUUAAAAUAUGUCAUUUAUUUGGUUUAUCGAUGAUGCAGAGAUACUUAUAUAUUGCAAUCAAAGGUAGAAAGCGCCAUGACGAAUACCAACAUGGUUUAUUAUUAUACCAUAUAGCUGAUGCUGGCCUAAUUAGUACAGUUGACGUAACUGUUGAUUCAGCGCCGCAACUAAUCUUACAAAUUUAUAUCAUCAUUACUAAUGGUGAAGUCGAUUUUUUCAAGAUUGCUUCGGUCGCAAUCUCGUUCUUGUCUACUGCAUAUUGUGUCACAUACCAUGUAAAUACGUUACGCAAGGCUCAAAAACAGAUCGGAAAAAAAGUCAAGACAUUAUCUUUUGAAGGCCUAGGAAUGUAUUUCGUAUGGAGAAUCUCCUUUUUAAUCUCUAGACUUACAUUACUAGCAGUCUUUGCGUAUUACUUUCAACAGUGGAUAUUUUUUCUAUUCUUCUGUCAUUGGUUUGUUAUGACUACUAUAUUCUGGAUUGAUGGCGUCGGCAGCUAUGAGAAAAUUGGUUGUUGUGUAUUAGACCGGAAAGAUCGGUUGAACCUCUGUGAAAAAUUUGUCUUAUGUCUUACCAACGGAUGGAUAGAUAUCUUCUUCUUCAUCAAUUUAAAACAAGGUAAAACUCGUCUGCGCUACAUCGCUCAUUUCUUCAUGCAUUUAUUGGAACUAAUUUUGACAGCUGUACUAUUGGAUAGCAAUAACUUCAUAAAUGGUAGAAUAGCAUAUACAUCUAUAGGUGUUAUAACUGGAGGAUUUUUUGUCGGCUUGGUUUUCUUCAUCGUGUAUUAUAGCGCUUUUCAUCCUAAUUGUACGUCAGUUGGGAAAUAUUAUACCAGCCGCAACAGUAACAACAAACAUGGAUUGGCUGAUGAAUCACUGAUGGAAUGCAGUGGAUCUGUUCGACAAGUUUAUUUUCACUCAGAUAUAGUGGAUACUGGUAUUCACAUAACAAGCAGGGAAUCUGCUGCUGUCUCUACGGUUUCUAGUAAAACGGUUCCUACUUCAAAAGUGACAGAAAUGAGUGGAGAUACAGUCGAUAUCUGCCAUACGCUUCGAUUUAAAGAGGAAAUAAUUCAUGCAGUGUGA
Molecule: messenger RNA, 1527 nt
Organism: Trichoplax adhaerens
Lineage: Eukaryota; Metazoa; Placozoa; Uniplacotomia; Trichoplacea; Trichoplacidae
Exons: 4
Coding region: 1-1527 (508 amino acids)
Cellular component (GO): membrane
Source: RefSeq, a predicted model, not a curated record